AGCAGUUUUCCCUUGUUCUAUUUCUCUUUCUACCAGAGGCGACAGCGACAGCGGGAAAGAAAGAAGAGAUGGCCGGAAAGGGGGAGGGACCAGCGAUCGGAAUCGAUCUCGGCACGACCUACUCGUGCGUCGGAGUUUGGCAGCACGACCGCGUAGAGAUCAUCGCGAACGACCAAGGCAACCGGACGACGCCGUCUUAUGUCGCCUUCACCGACACCGAACGCUUGAUCGGCGACGCCGCCAAGAACCAGGUCGCCAUGAACCCUAUCAACACCGUCUUCGAUGCAAAGAGGUUGAUUGGUAGGAGGUUCAGUGAUCCCUCUGUUCAGAGCGAUAACAAGUUGUGGCCCUUCAAGGUCAUUUCUGGACCUGGUGAUAAGCCCAUGAUUGUUGUCAACUACAAGGGUGAGGACAAGCAGUUUGCAGCUGAGGAGAUAUCCUCCAUGGUACUCAUCAAGAUGCGUGAGAUUGCUGAGGCCUAUCUUGGUUCCACUGUGAAGAAUGCUGUGGUCACUGUGCCUGCAUAUUUCAAUGAUUCUCAAAGGCAGGCAACUAAGGAUGCUGGUGUUAUUGGUGGCCUGAAUGUGAUGCGUAUUAUCAAUGAACCCACUGCUGCCGCCAUUGCUUAUGGUCUUGACAAGAAGGCAACAAGUGUUGGAGAGAAGAAUGUCUUGAUUUUUGAUCUUGGUGGUGGUACAUUUGAUGUCUCUCUACUGACCAUUGAAGAGGGUAUCUUUGAGGUGAAAGCCACCGCUGGAGAUACCCAUCUUGGAGGUGAAGAUUUUGACAACAGGAUGGUGAACCACUUUGUUCAGGAGUUCAAAAGGAAAAACAAGAAGGACAUUAGUAACAACCCCAGAGCAUUGAGGAGGUUGAGGACUUCCUGUGAGAGGGCCAAGAGGACUCUCUCAUCAACUGCCCAGACCACCAUUGAGAUUGAUUCCUUGUAUGAGGGAAUUGAUUUCUACUCCACCAUUACACGUGCCAGAUUUGAGGAGCUCAACAUGGAUCUCUUUAGGAAGUGCAUGGAACCAGUUGAGAAGUGUCUGAGAGAUGCUAAGAUGGACAAGAGCAGUGUUCAUGAUGUUGUGCUUGUUGGUGGCUCUACCAGGAUUCCCAAGGUCCAGCAGCUUUUGCAGGACCUCUUCAAUGGCAAGGAGCUUUGCAAGAGUAUCAACCCUGAUGAGGCUGUUGCUUAUGGUGCUGCUGUUCAAGCUGCUAUUUUGAGUGGUGAGGGCAAUGAGAAGGUGCAGGACCUCUUGUUACUGGAUGUCACCCCUCUCUCCCUUGGUUUGGAGACUGCUGGUGGUGUUAUGACUGUGCUCAUUCCCAGAAACACCACCAUCCCUACCAAGAAAGAGCAGGUCUUCUCUACCUACUCCGACAACCAACCUGGUGUGUUGAUUCAGGUCUAUGAAGGUGAGAGAACAAGGACGAAAGACAAUAACUUGCUUGGCAAAUUUGAGCUCUCUGGGAUUCCACCAGCUCCAAGGGGUGUUCCUCAAAUCACUGUAUGCUUUGACAUUGAUGCCAAUGGCAUCCUUAAUGUCUCUGCAGAAGAUAAGACCACUGGGCAGAAGAAUAAGAUCACCAUCACAAACGACAAGGGAAGGCUGUCAAAGGAGGAAAUUGAGAAGAUGGUUCAGGAAGCGGAGAAGUACAAGUCUGAAGAUGAAGAGCAUAAGAAGAAGGUUGAAGCGAAGAAUACCUUAGAGAACUAUGCAUAUAACAUGAGGAAUACAAUAAAGGAUGAGAAGAUUGGUGAAAAGAUUCUUCCAGCUGACAAGAAGAAAAUUGAAGAUGCCAUUGAGCAGGCCAUCCAGUGGCUUGAUGGCAACCAGCUUGCCGAGGCAGAUGAGUUUGAGGACAAGAUGAAGGAACUUGAGAGCAUCUGCAAUCCGAUCAUUGCAAAGAUGUACCAGGGUGCAGGUGGUGGUAUGGGUGGUGACAUGGAUGAUGAUGCUCCAGCUACAGGCGGAAGUGGUGCUGGUCCUAAAAUUGAGGAAGUUGAUUAAGAUGCUGGUUGAUUUAGUUGCUUGGUUUCUUGUUAGUUUUGUGUUUUGAUGACUUGGAAGUUACUUUUAUGAAUUUUACUGGAAGUUGGCACUCAGAACUUUCCAAACUGGCCUUUUGAUCAAAGCCUAAUGGCUACAGUAAAAUUUGGCAUUGUUAAGAGUUACCUGCCUAA
Diospyros lotus (date-plum) is the source of this 2188-nucleotide messenger RNA. RefSeq names its product heat shock cognate 70 kDa protein 2-like. Bases 69 to 2015 code for a protein of 648 amino acids. Gene Ontology annotation, molecular function: ATP-dependent protein folding chaperone; ATP binding; ATP hydrolysis activity. NCBI's taxonomy places the organism in Eukaryota, Viridiplantae, Streptophyta, Magnoliopsida, Ericales, Ebenaceae. Gene Ontology annotation, biological process: protein refolding; cellular response to unfolded protein. Gene Ontology annotation, cellular component: cytoplasm. The record is from RefSeq and is a predicted model, not a curated record. The transcript is spliced from 2 exons.